ACUUGUUUGAUGAUGCUAGUAGCGACGAAGAGGAGGAGGAUAAACAAGUUUACAUACCAACUAAUAUAGAUAUUGAUGAAAUUAAAAUUAAUUUAUAUCAUGCAAAAAACCGUUAUUGGCCCCAAUUAACAUCACCAAGUUCACUUUUACUUUGCCUUCUGGAUCCAAGAUAUAAAAGUCUUUUUUUUAUCAUAUUUGAUAAAUGGUUUACUACAGAAA
Molecule: messenger RNA, 219 nt
Organism: Racocetra fulgida
Lineage: Eukaryota; Fungi; Glomeromycota; Glomeromycetes; Diversisporales; Gigasporaceae
Source: the annotation of a GenBank genome assembly